Daldinia childiae is the source of this 294-nucleotide messenger RNA. Its product is annotated as Plasma membrane proteolipid 3. The coding region runs from base 1 to 294 and encodes 97 amino acids. Lineage: Eukaryota; Fungi; Ascomycota; Sordariomycetes; Xylariales; Hypoxylaceae. Gene Ontology annotation, cellular component: membrane. The record is from RefSeq and is a predicted model, not a curated record. The transcript has 3 exons.
AUGGGAGCUGUCUCGGCUAUUCUCAUCGUCCUCAUAACCAUCCUUUUCCCUCCGAUUGGCGUCUGGGCCGUCGCUGGAUGUGGCGCCGAUCUUCUUAUCAACAUCUGCCUCACCAUCCUUGGAUACGUCCCAGGUCAUAUACACGCCUUCUAUCUCGAGUACGUCUACUAUGACCGUCGAGAACAGGCCAGAGAGGGCCGCUAUGCCGCCAGACGAGCUACCGGUGUGUACAGCGACCGCGUGCAAACCGGUGGCUACGGGUACGGCACGAUGGUUCCGCCGGGUACUCAUUAA